AUGGACUCGUCGCCGCUUGUAAAAGCCCACGACCAUGUGCGCGCCGCUGGUGUCGCUCACCACUCGUCCGAUAGCACUGUCGCAAUCACUGAGCAUACUCAAGCCGCCGGCGAGUUCGCCAACGCUGCCAGGUCGACCUCGAGUGUCGAAGCCCUCCGAACCCUUAAACUCCUGGAGGAGCACCACCGGAAGAUCGCAGAGAUUUUGAAGCGCCCGGCGGAGCCCACCUCACAGGUCAACGAGUCUGACCUCAAUGAAAAGGAUUCGCCCGAUAAGGCGAAUACCUACUCUCAAGAUGCACACGAUAAGAGAGAGAACCGAGAAGACUCUGCGACAUCCAAGAAGAUAGCUCCUCCUACUCAACGGCGAUACGCUCACCGCGAGAUGUCAUCAUCCAUUGCCAGCAACCUGGCUACUGCUCGUGGCAUUCGGUCAAAGUAUAGAGGACAGCCUCUUGCGCCGAGUGUUUCCAACGAUCAAGCACCGGGAAACUUAGACGCAGUAUCCCACCCGCGAGGGACAAAGACCCAAAUGCAGAACAUUAUCGACCAUCAGCCUGGUAAACCGACCUGGGUUCCUCCGGUUCCUGCGCCCACAAGGUCCGACAGCUAUAGCAAGGGCUCAUCUUCUCCACGAUCCGAUACAGUACCAGCCGCGGUAGCCAACGAGGAUGGAGGGUAUGCCCGCUUCUACAGCUCUUUUGGAAGUCUCAUCAACAAGAUCUCGGCACCUCUGGCUUUUGCUGGAUUGCCGCUAAUCCAAGAGGAAUCUGCUGUUUCAGAAACCCCAGAUUCUCCAGAAAUGUCACCCCGACGAAGUCAUCUCAAGGCGUCCCCUUCGAAAAUAUUGGAACCAGAUCUUACCAAAAUAUACUCCAAGGCAACCAUGCAGGCUCUGGUUCGCGAUGGGCACGGUCCCAACGAUUCUUUCUAUGUAGUGCCCAGUACUGGCCAUACCAUGUCUUAUGCAAACAUCCUAAGCUUUGCUGAGAAGGAGAAGAGGAGACUUGGAGCCUCUUCACAUAGUGAUUUUCUAGAUGUUCCAGACGAAGAAGAUGAUGACUUUGUGGAUGCUCGGGAAGCACCAUCACUCUCACCUGGAGCCAAACGUCGUAUCGGCCGCGCGCGCACUGACAAGGAACUCAGCAACACCAUCGAAGAACUAUAUACUGAAAACAAAUCUCUUAAAGACAUGAUAGACAAGCUGACGAAGCGCCUUACCGCCUUUGAAACCAGCGCCCAGACUUCUGCCAUGGCCCUCGCCGAGAGUUACCGUCUCAUGCGCCCCGGAUCUCCCUCUGCCUCACCAUACCCCAACAAGGUCGCCGAUGAAACGUUGCGACGCAAGAACCAAGAAAUGGAAGAACAGCUCGCUGCAGUUACGAAACAAAUGGAACGGCUGGAGAAGGAUAAUCGUAAAAUGCAAAAGGUUUUGGAUAAGUAUCGUGAGAAGUGGGAAACGCUGAAGGCUGGAGCGAAAGCUCGAAGGGAGGCUCAAGGGGCGGGUGAGAGUGUAGAUGAUGCUUCAGCAGUUGGGUAG
Fusarium sp. VM40 is the source of this 1539-nucleotide messenger RNA. Lineage: Eukaryota; Fungi; Ascomycota; Sordariomycetes; Hypocreales; Nectriaceae. The record is from the annotation of a GenBank genome assembly.